Messenger RNA from Geosmithia morbida, 1482 nucleotides. RefSeq names its product 26S proteasome regulatory subunit N7. Lineage: Eukaryota; Fungi; Ascomycota; Sordariomycetes; Hypocreales; Bionectriaceae. The transcript is spliced from 3 exons. Gene Ontology annotation, cellular component: proteasome regulatory particle. Bases 1 to 1482 code for a protein of 493 amino acids. The record is from RefSeq and is a predicted model, not a curated record. Gene Ontology annotation, biological process: proteasome-mediated ubiquitin-dependent protein catabolic process.
AUGGGGUCUGAUCCGCAGUACGCCAAGUGGCCCUUGUUGCCGCUGUCGCAGCACGUCUUCACCCUGACCAACAGCUAUGCCAGCAAGUCGUCCCAGCAGGCCGCCGUCAAGGCCCUGCAGGAUGCCAUCCUGGAGGACAAGAUGGCCCCCUUCUACCGCUACCUGGCGCACCCCGUCGACGGCGUGCUCAACGGCAUCGGCGAUGGCGGCGCCGUCCCGGGCAAGCCCCUUGGCAGGAAAUCAAGCCUGGUCGGCAUGGUCGCCACCAAGACGUCGGCCUCGGGCGUCAGCCUCCCCUGGGACGAGGCCCUCUACAACAGGCUGACGGAGGAGAAUGAGAAGGAGCUCGAGGCCCUCCAGAAGGAGGAGGACGAGGCCGUCGAACAGGCCGGUGACACAGAGGUUAUAGCCGCCAAGGGAAAGCGGGCAGAGCUUUUGGCCAGAGUGGGCGACAAGGACAAGGCAAUUGCCACCUGCGAGGCCGUCUUUGAAAAGACAGGCAUCCUCGGCACCAAGAUCGACCUCGUCCUGGCCAUAAUACGUAUCGGGCUCUUUUACGGCGACAAGCCCCUUGUCAAGAAGAACGUCGAGCGAGCCAAGGCCCUUGUCGAGAGCGGCGGCGACUGGGACCGCCGCAACCGCCUCAAGGCCUACGAGGGGCUGCACCUGCUGACGGUGCGGUCGUACAACCUGGCCGCGCCGCUCCUGCUCGACUCCCUCUCAACCUUUACCAGCUACGAGCUCUGCACCUACUCCAGCCUGGUCGUCUACUCGGUCCUGGCCGGCUCCGUCUCUCUCAAGCGCGUCGACUUCAAGUCCAAGGUGGUCGACGCCCCCGAGAUCAAGGCCAUCCUCGGCGACGGCGAGGACAAGCUCCUGGCCCUCAGCGGCGCCCUCAGCGCCGGACCGGGAGCGGACGCACCCGGUGGCGCCAGCACGGCCUCCAGCGGCGGCAAGAAGACGGCCACCACCACGGCCGUCAACCUGACGACGCUCGGCUCCUCCAACACCGACAAGCCCGAGGCCGAGCUGGCCAUCGACUUCAGCCCUCUCGCCCUGCUCGUCACCAGCCUCUACAACGGCAACUACAAGACCUUCUUCCAGUCCCUCGCCCAGGUCGAGGAGCAGUUCCUCACCCAGGACCGCUACCUCUCCGAGCAUAAGAACUGGUUCAUCCGUGAGAUGCGCCUCUGCGCCUACCAGCAGCUUCUCCAAAGCUACCGCGUCGUCGGCCUCGACAGCAUGGCCAGUGAUUUCGGUGUCACAGUCGACUUUCUCGACCGCGACCUCGCCAAGUUCAUCGCCGCCGGACGUAUCCCCUGCACCAUUGAUCGCGUCACCGGCAAGGGCGUCAUCGAGACGAACCGCCCCGACGACAAGAACAAGCAGUACCAGGACGUUGUCAGGCAGGGUGACCAGCUCAUCACCAAGCUGCAGAAGUACGGUCAGGCCGUGCGGCUGAGGGGUAGCGAGAGGGCAUAA